This is a messenger RNA of Centropristis striata (black sea bass), 1062 nucleotides long. Its product is annotated as blue-sensitive opsin-like. The record is from RefSeq and is a predicted model, not a curated record. The coding region runs from base 4 to 1062 and encodes 352 amino acids. Gene Ontology annotation, biological process: phototransduction; G protein-coupled receptor signaling pathway; visual perception. Gene Ontology annotation, cellular component: photoreceptor outer segment; membrane. NCBI's taxonomy places the organism in Eukaryota, Metazoa, Chordata, Actinopteri, Perciformes, Serranidae. Gene Ontology annotation, molecular function: G protein-coupled receptor activity. The transcript has 5 exons.
AAAAUGAGGGGAAACUACCAAGUAGAGCUCCCAGACGACUUCUGGAUUCCCAUCCCUCUGGACACCAACAACAUCACAUCCCUCAGCCCGUUCCUGGUUCCCCAAGAUCAUCUUGGGAGCCUGGGAAUCUUUUAUUCCAUGUCAGCAUUCAUGUUUUUCCUGUUCGUGGCUGGUACCUUCAUUAAUACGCUCACUAUUGCAUGUACUGUUCAAUACAAGAAGCUCCGGUCCCAUCUGAACUACAUCCUGGUGAACUUGGCUGUGGCGAACCUCCUUGUCUCCUGUGUGGGCUCCUUCACCUGCUUCUACUGCUUCGCCUUCAGAUACAUGAUUGCCGGUCCACUGGGGUGCAAGAUUGAAGGAUUUGUAGCAACUCUUGGUGGUAUGGUCAGCCUGUGGUCUCUUGCUGUGGUUGCAUUUGAGAGAUGGCUUGUUGUCUGCAAGCCAAUCGGAAACUUCUCCUUCAAACCUCACCAUGCUAUAGCUUGCUGUGCGAUGACUUGGGUCUUUGCUUUGAUAGCAUCUGUCCCUCCUCUGGUUGGAUGGAGUAGGUAUAUCCCAGAGGGCAUGCAGUGCUCCUGUGGACCAGACUGGUACACCACCAACAACAAGUUUAACAAUGAGUCCUAUGUGAUGUUCCUCUUCUGCUUCUGCUUCGCUGUCCCUUUCGCUACCAUCAUUUUCUGCUACUCACAGCUGCUUCUUGUGCUGAAAUCGGCAGCGAAGCUCCAAGCAGAGUCGGCCUCCACCCAGAAAGCAGAGAAGGAGGUGACCAGGAUGGUGGUGGUCAUGGUGUUUGGUUUCCUGGUGUGCUGGAUGCCCUACGCCUCCUUCGCUCUUUGGACUGUCAACAAUCGUGGCCAACCAUUUGACCUGAGACUGGCGACAAUCCCCUCCUGUCUGUCUAAAGCCUCCACAGUCUACAACCCUGUUAUCUACAUCCUCCUCAAUAAACAGUUCCGCUCUUGUAUAAGGACGAUGCUGGGGAUGAGUGCUGGUGAUGAUGAGGAGUCCUCCACAAGUCAAUCAGUUACUGAAGUCUCUAAAGUCGGACCUGCAUAG